AUGCCAUCACAGAUAAUAGACCUCCCGCCCCCAAUCGACAUCGAGAGCAAUAGAGACGCUAGAGAAGACGACCCAGCGACGACAACAGAUCAAGACCAGAAGGUGGAUUCAACGCAACCAAGACAAGACGCAUUUGGUGAUGAAGAGUUUGCAGAGGUUAGAUACAAAGUGUUAAAGUGGUGGCAGUGUGGUCUCCUUCUAGUAGCCGAAACAAUAUCCCUGGGAGUCCUUUCAUUACCUCGAGCCGUCGCAGGGUUAGGCCUUGCUCCCGCCAUAGUCAUCCUGCUCAGCUUAGGACUGUUGGCUUCCUACACUGGCUACGUUAUCGGCCAGUUCAAAUGGAGAUAUCCGCAUAUAACUAGCAUGGCUGAUGCUGGAGAGGUAUUGAUGGGGCCGUUCGGUCGAGAGUUGUUCUUCACCGGGCAGAUUCUGUUUCUGAUCUUCCUGAUGGGGAGCCACAUAUUGACGUUCACGGUCGCUCUCAACACCCUCACCAACCAUGCCAUAUGCUCUAUUGCUUUUGGAAUUGCAGGAUUUGUGGUGUCACUUGUUCUUUCAUUGCCACGGACGAUGAAGAAUAUGUCGUGGCUAUCGUUGGCCUCAUUCAUCAGCAUACUGAGCGCUGUUAUCAUCACAAUGAUCGCAGUUGCCAUCCAACACCCUGGAGCAGUUGCGAAGGCCACAGUCGAGACAAAUCUCGUCAAUGGAUUUACCUCCGCCUUGAACAUCGUUUUAUCAUACGCAAGUCACAACGCGUUCUUCAGUGUUAUCGCUGAACUGAAGGACCCUAAGGACUUUCCCAAGGCUCUCACUCUGCUGCAGUGCAUCGAUAUUUCCAUUUACCUUGUCGCAGCCGUUGUUAUAUACACCUAUGCCGGGGAUAGUGUUGCAUCUCCAGCGCUCGGAUCACUCUCUCCACUGCUGUCGAAGAUUGCAUAUGGAAUCGCACUACCAACUAUCAUCAUUGCAGGUGUCAUAAACGGACACAUUGCCUGCAAAUCUAUCUACACUCGGGUAUUUGCGGGUACCGACAGAAUGCAGAAGCGAGACUUCGUUGCAAUCGGAUCUUGGAUUGGUAUCGGGGUCGGCCUUUGGAUUAUCGCCUGGAUUAUUGCAUCUGCUAUUCCGGUUUUCAGCAAUCUUCUCAGUUUGAUGACCGCGCUUUUCGCUAGUUGGUUCAGUUUCGGUGUUCCCGGGGCGUUCUGGCUCUUCAUGAACAAGGGCCUGUGGUUUGCAUCGUGGAAAAAGAUCGCUCUGACAUGCCUCAAUAUAUUCUGUAUCCUGAUCGGUUCGAUCAUGUGCGCUCUCGGUUUAUAUGCUUCCGGAAAAGCCAUCCAUGACGACCCUAGCAGUGCCAGUUUUUCAUGUGCUAAUAAUGCAUGA
Messenger RNA from Aspergillus steynii IBT 23096, 1383 nucleotides. Its product is annotated as amino acid transporter. The transcript is spliced from 7 exons. Lineage: Eukaryota; Fungi; Ascomycota; Eurotiomycetes; Eurotiales; Aspergillaceae. Gene Ontology annotation, molecular function: amino acid transmembrane transporter activity. Gene Ontology annotation, cellular component: vacuolar membrane. The coding region runs from base 1 to 1383 and encodes 460 amino acids. The record is from RefSeq and is a predicted model, not a curated record. Gene Ontology annotation, biological process: amino acid transmembrane transport.